AUGUUCUCCUCGCUCACACCCACUAGCUUCCUCGUUGCCGGGCAUGAGACUACUUCGAGCUCUGUCUCUUCGCGCCGAACCGCGCUCACUGCCCUCCGCGCCGAGCUCCUCGCACUCGAUCACGUCGUGCGCGAGACGAUGCGCCUGCACACACCCAUGACGUUCACACUCCACGUCCCGACCGAGAACGAUGCGAUCUUUGUCGGUAUGCCUUACAUGGAUUACCGUGGCGUCGCGCGACACAAGAUCCAGGCAGCCGCAUCGUCAUUCCUGUGCUCGAGCUGGACUGAUCCAAGGCCAUCUGGGGUGACUUUCCGGUCCGUCCCCAUUCCCCGGCCGUAUCGAACCCAGAUUCACAUGAAGAACGUGAAUGCAGAGGCCAGCUGGUGCAAGAUUCCGGAGAUGUACGCGCAUGGGGGUUGGGUUGAGGCAUUGUGCAAACAGUAUACCAAGGCAAUCCGGGCAUAUGUUACGCUACCAAACAUCCUCUCAUCGAUAUGGAUGGUGUUUAUUCAGGGCAUGUGGAUCGUCAGCUACACCUUCGCCCUCUUCCAUGAUUGUCGUUGCGUAGCUUCCGUCCUUCAUGUCAUCAGUGAGUAUCGUCUACGCCUGCGUCAACCGUCAAGUGCUAUCAUUGCUAUCGUGGCUCUCCCUGUCUUCAUCGUUGCCGAUGGCAUCAUUAUCAUCGUCAAUGUCGUCUAG
This is a messenger RNA of Epithele typhae, 702 nucleotides long. RefSeq lists its product as uncharacterized. Gene Ontology annotation, molecular function: heme binding; oxidoreductase activity, acting on paired donors, with incorporation or reduction of molecular oxygen; monooxygenase activity. The record is from RefSeq and is a predicted model, not a curated record. Lineage: Eukaryota; Fungi; Basidiomycota; Agaricomycetes; Polyporales; Epitheliaceae. The coding region runs from base 1 to 702 and encodes 233 amino acids. The transcript has 5 exons.